This is a messenger RNA of Dracunculus medinensis (Guinea worm), 2307 nucleotides long. Lineage: Eukaryota; Metazoa; Nematoda; Chromadorea; Rhabditida; Dracunculidae. The record is from the annotation of a GenBank genome assembly.
AUGUUUCAAGCCUUCGUAAUUGUGUUUAAUCGCUUUGCGAAUAUUUUUGUAGCGGCAAUAAAUCUUCAAUGGAUAUUUUAUUAUCUUCACAUGAAGAGUAAUACAUCAGUAAAUGUUGAACUAAUAGAAGUGCCACAAAAUGGAAAUGAAUUUCCUGAUUUCCUACGAAAAUUCAAUUUAAAACGACUCAUUAAUGAAUCCGUUAAGCAUAUAAUCUUAGACAUUUCAACAUCCGAACGCCAACAAAAAAUGCUUACAGCUAUUCGUUCGGCGCAGUUCAAUCAACUUGAUUAUCAUUAUAUUGUGGCCAACUAUGAUUUUUUACCGUAUGAUGUAGAAAUGUUUCAAAAUGAUAACAUAAAUAUAACUGGAUUUCAAAUAAUUAACCGAGAGGUUAAGGAAUACUGGAAUUUGAAAAAAUUUAUUACAAAUGAAUCGUUCAAAAUUGAAAAGAAGCGUAAAAUGAAUUUAGAGGCAAAAUUGAUAUUUGUUCAUGAUGCUAUACUCGUAGCGAAGGAAGCUUUCGACCAAACUCUGAAGCGUAAUGAUUCGUUAUUUUAUCAAAAUUUCCGACAUGGCGAUUUAUAUAAUCGUGGAUAUCCUGGUAUUUACUGCCAUCCAGAAAUGGAUAUUAAUAACCCACAUAGGCCAUUCACAACAUUUGAACAUGGUCAUGCUAUCGCACGAGGUUUAAGAGGAGUUAAGAUAGAUACUAAUGAUGGGACAUUAAGUGGACGUAUAGAAUUUGAUCGUUUUGGAUUGCGAAAGAAUUUUGAUGUUACCGUAAUUGAUCUUGUUUCAAACACAAAAUCAGCCUUCAACAAAAAAGAAAUGAUGACUUGGAAGCAAGGAACUGGAUUUCUAGCAAAUCGGACUUUUGCUGAACAUACGAGAAAAAGGUUCGAAUCAUCCAAAUCAAAGAAAAUUGUCAAAGUUGUCACCAUUAUUACAGAACCAUUUGUAAUGGUAAAACGAAUUUGUGAAAGUGAAUCAAAUCGAACCGAAUGUAAAGGUAAUGAACGAUUCGAAGGCUUCUGUAUUGACUUGUUAAAAUUAUUAAGUGACAGAAUGGAAGAUUUUCAAUACGAAAUAAUUUUAAGUGAAGGAAAUAAAUAUGGUGCUAAGCAACCCGAUGGUUCAUGGGAUGGAUUAAUUGGUUCAUUACUCAGUGGUGAAGCUGAUGUUUGUGUUGCUUCUUUAACUAUAAAUCAGGAGAGAGAGCGUGUUGUUGAUUUUUCAAAGCCUUUUAUGACGACUGGAAUAAGUAUAAUGAUUAAAAAACCAGAUAAACAAGAAUUUUCUGUAUUUUCUUUCAUGCAACCGUUAAGCACUGAAAUAUGGAUGUAUAUAAUAUUCGCUUAUGUUGGAGUAUCUGUUGUUAUAUUUCUUGUUUCGCGAUUUUCGCCUUAUGAAUGGAGAGUCGAUGAAAUCGCUAACGGUGAAGGAUUCACAAUCUCCAACGAUUUUUCAGUCUAUAAUUGUCUAUGGUUUACACUUGCUGCUUUUAUGCAACAAGGCACCGAUAUUUUGCCAAGGUCAAUCAGUGGGAGAAUAGCUAGUAGUGCAUGGUGGUUUUUCACAAUGAUCAUUGUUUCUUCCUAUACAGCAAAUUUGGCUGCUUUCUUGACACUCGAAAAAAUGCAAGCACCAAUCGAAUCAGUCGAAGAUUUAGCCAAACAAACAAAAAUAAAAUACGGUAUCCAGCAAGGAGGAUCAACUGCUCAAUUUUUUAAAUAUUCGUCAGUUCAAAUAUAUCAGAGAAUGUGGCGAUAUAUGGAAUCGCAGGUGCCAACCGUUUUUACUUCAACUUAUGCUGAAGGAAUUGAAAGAGUUCGCAGCCACAAAGGGAGAUAUGCAUUUCUACUAGAAGCAACAGCUAAUGAAUAUGCAAAUACACGAAAGCCAUGCGAUACGAUGAAAGUUGGCUCAAAUUUAAAUUCAGUUGGAUAUGGUGUCGCCACACCAUUUGGAUCUCCUUACAAGGAUCAUAUAAAUUUGGCUAUUCUUGCUUUGCAAGAGCGAGGAGAAUUAAAAAAACUUGAAAACAAAUGGUGGUAUGAUAGAGGACAAUGUGAUCAAGGAAUUACCGUUGAUGGGCAUAAUGCGAGCUUGAAUCUAAGCAAAGUAGCUGGUAUUUUUUAUAUUUUGAUGGGUGGCAUGAUCGCUUCCAUGAUUGCUGCCUUAGGAGAAUUUUUAUAUCGGUCUAGAAUUGAAGCUCGAAAAGGAAAUAUGAACUCGUUAUUAGGAAGCCUUGCGGUAGUACUUUUUAUUUUUUUCUUGAGCCCAAAUCAUAGCUUAUUGCUUUAG